Messenger RNA from Panicum virgatum (switchgrass), 1011 nucleotides. RefSeq names its product protein CURVATURE THYLAKOID 1D, chloroplastic-like. The transcript is spliced from 5 exons. Bases 251 to 808 code for a protein of 185 amino acids. The record is from RefSeq and is a predicted model, not a curated record. Lineage: Eukaryota; Viridiplantae; Streptophyta; Magnoliopsida; Poales; Poaceae. Gene Ontology annotation, cellular component: chloroplast thylakoid membrane; thylakoid.
CGAAGCGCCUGCCGCGCUGCGCACCGAACCAAACGCCGCGGCACACGCGGCGCUCUGCAGCGCAGCGCGCCUGCUGCAGUGUACAGACAGUCCACGGAGAAGAAGCGGCGCCGCCAACCUCCCCACCAAAAACCUCCUCGCCACCCUCCUGACCUCCUCCUCCUCCGCCCUCGCCACAGUAAAAAGCAGAGCGAAAAGCAAAAGAAGCGUGGGGGGAAAACAGAACUCAAGCACAAGCACUCCUGCAGCGAUGGCUCUCGCCGGGCUCGUGCGGGUCCUCCCUCCGCGACCCUCGCCGGUCUCGCGGCCCAAGCAGCUCAAGCAAGGUUUAGGCGGCCGCGGCGGGGCCUCACUGGCCGUGCGGGCGAAGGACUCCGACGACUUUGGGGCCCUGCUCUCGGAGAAGCCCGCGGCGCCGGCGCCCGCGGAGCGGGGCGGGUGGGAGGGGUUCGGCCGGGGUGUGGCCAGUGCGGCGGCGGAGGAGGAGGAGGAGAAGAAGGAAGAGGAGGUGCAGAGCGAGCCGGUCUCGUGGGACGUCCUCAACCAGAUCGGCGUCGAGUUGGACUCCGACAAAUCAUAUUCCGCUCUCGUAUAUGGCACAUCUGCUGUUGUUGCAAUUUGGAUAUCAUCGAUUGUGGUUUCUGCACUUGAUUCAGUCCCCUUGGUUCCUCAGGUGAUGGAAGUUGUUGGCCUUGGCUUCACAAUUUGGUUCACGUCGAGAUAUCUGAUAUUUAAGGAGAACCGUGAUGAACUUAUCACCAGAGUUAGGUCCAUCAAGAAGCAAAUAUUAGGUUCUCAUGACAACUGAGCGUAACUGUUAUCUUCUGUUAAUCUGUACUGGGGUCUAGUGAAGACUCGGAAUAAUUAGUACUACGUUUUUUUGGACAUUUCCUUCUUAUUGAAAAGCGGUUGUUGCGUUGUGGCAUUUUCAAUUAAUUUAGGUAAAGGGCAGGCGGCGAUGGCAUUCUGUUUUGCACAAUUAUCUUUGCAUCAAAAAGUGGUGGUUGGGAA